This is a messenger RNA of Lingula anatina, 433 nucleotides long. RefSeq names its product protein phosphatase 1 regulatory subunit 21. Lineage: Eukaryota; Metazoa; Brachiopoda; Lingulata; Lingulida; Lingulidae. Gene Ontology annotation, cellular component: membrane; early endosome. The record is from RefSeq and is a predicted model, not a curated record.
AAGAAGCACUACAUGCAGAGGAUAGACCAGCUGACGUCCCAGCUCCAGAUGGCUGACAGCAAGGCUGUUCAGGUCCAUGCUGAGUGUAAAGCGCUACACAAAAGAUUAUCAUUGGCAGAGAAGGCGAAAGUAAAAACUCAGGAAGAAAUAAGGACUGCAAAUCAGUCUGUCACACAACUCAAGGAUGAACUGCAAACUACAACCAAAAACUAUGAAAGCCAAUUAAGCACUAUGAGCGAUCACUUGGCAGCUAUGAAUGAAAGGCUGAUGCAACAGCAGGAUGAGAUUGAAGGAUACAAAGCACGGUUAGGUGCUAAGAUUAAAAAAGGAAAGACCAAGUAGGACUUUUUUCACAGGAUAAGAUAUCGAAGUGAUUGUUAAUGUGACAAAUAUGCCAGAGAUUUCAACUAGAUUCAUUAAGGUGGAGAUUCUU